Messenger RNA from Scophthalmus maximus (turbot), 4363 nucleotides. RefSeq names its product hexokinase 2 (gene hk2). The record is from RefSeq and is a predicted model, not a curated record. Gene Ontology annotation, molecular function: ATP binding; glucokinase activity; mannokinase activity. The coding region runs from base 361 to 3084 and encodes 907 amino acids. Gene Ontology annotation, biological process: intracellular glucose homeostasis; glucose 6-phosphate metabolic process; glycolytic process. The transcript is spliced from 19 exons. NCBI's taxonomy places the organism in Eukaryota, Metazoa, Chordata, Actinopteri, Pleuronectiformes, Scophthalmidae. Gene Ontology annotation, cellular component: mitochondrion; cytosol.
AUGACGUCAAUGAGCGACGAAGUUAAGGAAGCUGGAAGUUUCUUUACAGUACGACCAGUUUCUAGCGACGGUUGCACUCCGAAAAACCUUCGAGUCGUACUCAAGAAAUCGAGCGGCGGGUCAAAGUGUCGUUGAGUUUGUAUUUUUCACAUCAGGCGGCCUCUCUUUGUACACUUUGGCGCGCGUCUGAAGCCGGAGGACGGGAAAAAAAAGAGGGCGUCGAGUCGUCACACAGCGGUAACUGAAACAUGUUAGCACCGAGUCUGAUGGCGAACUACUGCACCGAACUCCACGACGACCAGGCGAACAAAUCUAACCCUGGAGAGAGAGAAUAAGGGAGAAAACAGAGUGCGACGAGAGAUGCGGGGGCCUAUAUGGAUGUUGGUGGACAAAUACCUGCACAGUCUUUUGCUGUCAGAUGAGACUUUGAUGGAAUUGUCAAUAAGAUUUCGACGAGAGAUGGACAAAGGUUUGUGCAGAGACACCAACCCCACAGCUGCCGUCAAGAUGCUGCCCACAUUUGUGCGCUCAACCCCUGAUGGAACAGAACAAGGUGAAUUCCUGACCCUUGACCUUGGUGGAUCUAACUUCCGAGUGCUCUUGGUCAAAGUCGUGGGUAAUGGCAAGCAAAAGGUGGAGAUUGAAAAUCAGAUUUAUGCGAUUCCUGAACACCUCAUGAGAGGCUGCGGGGCGAAGUUAUUUGACCACAUUGCUGAUUGCCUCUCUGAUUUCCUGGAGAAGAUGGGCAUAAAGGAUAAAAAACUUCCUCUGGGCUUCACCUUCUCUUUUCCCUGUCAGCAGACCAAGUUGGAUGAGAGUGUUUUGAUGUCUUGGACCAAAGGCUUCAAAUCCAGUGGAGUGGAGGGUAAAGAUGUGGUCAACCUUCUGAGGAAAUCCAUCAAAAAACGAGGGGACUUUGACAUUGACAUUGUGGCAGUGAUCAAUGACACAGUGGGAACCAUGAUGACAUGUGGCUAUGAUGAUCAGCACUGUGAAAUUGGCCUUAUCGUAGGAACGGGGACCAAUGCCUGCUACAUGGAACAGAUGAGGAACCUUGAGGUGCUAGAUGGUGACGAGGGGCGGAUGUGUGUUAAUACAGAGUGGGGUGCUUUUGGAGACGAUGGAGCCCUUGAGGACCUGCGCACUGACAUUGACCGAGAAAUAGAUGCAGGUUCUCUAAACACUGGAAAGCAGUUAUUUGAGAAGAUGAUCAGUGGCAUGUACAUGGGGGAAAUGGUCCGUCUCAUCCUUGUGAGGAUGACCAAAGAGCAGCUGCUGUUCCAGGGCAAGACUACAGCAGAGCUCCUCACCACUGGAAGCUUCAACAGCAAAUACAUCUAUGCCAUUGACAGCGACAAAGAUGACGAAGGCCUGACAAGUGCUGAGAAGGUGCUUCGUGGACUGAGUCUGGACCCAUCAGUUGAGGACUGCAUAGCCACUCAGAGGGUGUGUCAGAUAGUAUCUACACGGGCCGCCCACUUGUGUGCGGCCACUCUAGUGGCAGUGCUGCGGCAAAUUCGGGAUAACAAAGCGGCUGAGAAGCUUCGUACUACCAUUGGAGUGGAUGGCUCAGUUUACAAGAAUCAUCCAGAGUUUUCCCGGAGGCUCCACAAGAUGGUGCGGCGACUUGUCCCAGACUGUGAUGUGCGUUUUCUGCAGUCACAGGAUGGCAGUGGGAAGGGUGCAGCCAUGGUAACAGCAGUAGCUUACCGCCUUGCUGCACAACAUGCGGAGCGCCAGGGCAUCCUCGACACCUUGCGCUUGAGCCGUGAACAGUUGCUUGAGGUGAAGAAACGCAUGAGUGAGGAGAUGGUGCGAGGCCUGUCGAAACAAAACCGGGAGCAGGCAAGUGUCAAGAUGCUUCCCACCUAUGUCAGAUCAACACCAGAUGGAACAGAGCAUGGAGAUUUCUUAGCUUUGGACCUUGGAGGCUCUAGCUUUCGGGUGUUGCUCGUGCGAAUGCAAAGUGGAAAGGGACACAAUGUGGACAUGCACCACAAGAUCUACAGUAUCCCACAGGAGACCAUGCAAGGCACAGGGGAACAGCUUUUCAGCCAUAUUGUAUACUGCAUCGCUGACUUUCUGGAGUACAUGGGCAUGAGAGGAGCAUCCUUACCUUUGGGAUUUACAUUCUCUUUCCCCUGCCAUCAGAGCAAACUGGAUCAGGGCAUUCUUCUGAAGUGGACAAAGGGUUUCAAAGCCAGUGGCUGUGAGGGACAAGAUGUUGUUACGUUACUUAAAGAAGCUGUCUGUCGGAAACGGGAAUUCGACUUAAACUUCGUGGCGGUGGUUAAUGACACCGUGGGAACCAUGAUGACCUGUGGCUAUGAGGACCCCAACUGUGAGGUGGGACUCAUCGUAGGUACAGGGACCAAUGCCUGCUACAUGGAGGAAAUGCACAACAUCGAACUGGUGGAAGGUGAUGACGGUCGCAUGUGUGUCAACAUGGAGUGGGGAGCAUUUGGUGACAAUGGUGAACUUGAUGACUUCUGCACCCAGUUUGAUCACACUGUCGAUGAUUGCUCUAACUACCCGGGGAAACAGAGGUAUGAGAAGAUGAUCAGUGGCAUGUACCUGGGGGAGAUAGUGAGGAAUGUCUUAAUUGAUUUUACCGCUAAGGGUCUGCUCUUCAGAGGCAAACUGUCCGAACAACUCAAGACCCGGGGCAUCUUCGAGACAAAGUUCCUGUCACAGAUUGAAAGAGACCGUCUGGCCAUGCGACAGGUCCGCUCAAUUCUGCAGCACCUGGGACUCACCAGUUCCACGUGUGACGACAGCGUAGUGGUGAAGGAGGUGUGUCUUGUGGUGGCGCGCCGUGCAGCUCAGCUCUGUGGUGCUGGUCUGGCCGCAGUGGUCGACAAGAUACGACAGAACCGCAACUUGAAUCAGCUCUCCAUCACCGUGGGAGUUGAUGGCACCCUUUAUAAGACACACCCACAUUUCUCCAGAAUCAUGCAAGAAACAUUGCAAGAUUUGGCACCGCAGUGUCAGGUGACCUUCCACAAGUCAGAGGAUGGAAGUGGGAAGGGAGCAGCACUGAUCACAGCUGUGGCCUGUAGGGUCAAGAGCGAAGGGCACCAUUAAUCGCCCAAGACGUAGGUGGUCAGGAAACCUCAUAGCUAUUUUCUGUGCUGAAUAGUUACACACAAUCUGACUCUGAGUUUUGUUUUGGAGUUAUUAAGUGUUUAGUUUGACUUCAUUUGAUCGAUUUUGUUCCUGUGGGUUACCACGCACUAGUGUUACAUUAUAUAAUAAUUAAUUUACGCAAUAAAUUUGCAUAUGUAUGGUGUGAGCUUACACUGAGACGGAGGGUGCUAGAAGAGUUGCACCUUCUGUGAAAGUAUGACUGUUACGAACUGUCUUCUCACUUACAACGAUAAGAAAAGACUUGUGAGACUGACUAGAACUGACUGAGACAUAACUGGAACCAAGGCUUAUUCGUUUGUUAUUUAGUGCAAGCACAUGUGUAAAACCUCUGUGCAUAACCGACUGCUCAUUCUGGUCAUACACUCAAAUGACUACAGAAAGCUUUUUUAGGCUUGAGAAACAUUUAGUUUCUAAAUUAAUUGUUUUCCCGGAGCGAGAAUUAAGGAAAGGAUUACAGAAGAUGAAUUGAGGGAUUUUCCUUAGUCUUUUCAGACUUUUUAAUUUAUUUUUUUGUAUAACAAUAACUUGCACCUUUUUGGCUUGUGCAUUGUACAAAGGGAGAAAAAAGACAUCCUGUCGUUUUGGAAAUGUCUGUUGUGCUCUGUAGCUUUCAGAGAGAAAUUUGAGGUCAUUCCUGAAUCAAAAUGAAGUACAAUUAAUGAGUCUGUUGUUUUCCUUUAAAUGUUGCUUUGUUAAAACCGUUAAUCAAAUAGUUCUGCUUUAUGAAACAAAUGUUUAUUGAGUUGUGCACAAAUAUUGUAAAUGUUCCUUUCCUGUAUCCAGUGGCACAACACCAUAGUUUCUGGUUAGCUAAAAAAAAUGAUUGAAGAUGAUGAUGAUGAAUAUCAAUAUUUCCUGUGCUCAGAAACUAAAAUGAAACCUUGAUUUUUGCUUCUUAUGGAACAUAUCCCAUAUUUAUAGUAAUACCUUUUUUUGGCCAACGGCUUUUUCAUUAGGAAACCUUUAAAGGUCCAGUAAGUGAUUCUAAAGCAAUACACGUUUUGUAAAAAUCAGGGAAUAUUUCCUCACUGUCAGCUAGCUGUUGGUUCUGUGUGCGGGCCGAAAAAAUAUCUGGGUUUUUCGACAACAAUAAAACUAGUAACAAUCUUUCUCCAGAAUCGCUUACUGCCCCUUAAUCCUUCCAUGUCUGAUACUUGCCUUACAGUGCUGCUGUUACAGUGUCAUCAGUCAAAUAAAAGCGGCCUUGAAAUGUUCA